AUGAAGUAUCUACCAGUACAAGACUUCGAGGCGGUGACGAGCACGCUCAACUUCAAUACCCCCGACUGCAAUGUGACAGGUGGUUGCGAUCUCUACACGACGAAAGCAUCAGGUUCCGACAAGAAACUUUAUAAAAACAUCGAUAACGACCUCAACUCCCAACAUGAAGCUCUCCUAAAACUAGGCGCUAGCCUCUCACCACCUGAACGCGCUCACAUGCUGGCCACAUCACCAAGCAUGCAAAUGUUCUCGCACUCGAGCGCUUUUGGCCCGCUGUCCGAACUCUCAAGUCGCAAGACGUUUGCAUACCUCAUUGCGACGUUAAACGCAAGUCACCCGCACUACGACUUUUCCCACGUACUCCGACCCAACGAUUUCAAACGUGAGCGAAACCUGCGUCGCGUCAUGAUCAACCUCGAUUCCAUUCUACAGAACGUGAGGCCGAAUUUCGAGCCUAAAUCCUUAGGGUCAUCAUUAGGUAGCGAGACAACUUCAAUCUGGGGCCCCCAGUGCUGGUCGUUGAUCGACAAGGAGAUGCACCUGAAUGAGUGUACUAUCUUCAGUUAUCACCCUGACAGCGACCCUUUUGAGGAAGAUGAGAGUGCAAUCUGGGCAUCGCAUUACUUUUUCUUCAACCGUACACUGAAGCGAGUCGCCUAUCUCUAUGUUCGCGUUGUGCCAGUCAUUUCAUCUCACAGCCCAACUCUCCGGCCCACAAAUCUUGCAAGGAACCACAGCAACCAACAGCUUGAGUCAGCUGGUGCACAAAAACGCGCCAACUACUGGCUUGGUGACCAAAAUGCGCAGUUGGUCCCAUUCGAAGAUGAUGAGGAGCUCGACGAUGGCCUCUUCUGGAACCGUGGAGAAAACGGAGAUCUUGUCGCCUACUCAGAUGACGAGUUCGAAGAUGAUAUCGACGACAUGGACAUUGACAGGAGUCCUGAUAGAUUCAUGAGCGAAGAUGUUGCAGGCCGUAUGGAGAUAUGA
Fusarium coffeatum is the source of this 987-nucleotide messenger RNA. RefSeq lists its product as uncharacterized. Gene Ontology annotation, molecular function: RNA polymerase III core binding. Gene Ontology annotation, biological process: negative regulation of transcription by RNA polymerase III. The coding region runs from base 1 to 987 and encodes 328 amino acids. The record is from RefSeq and is a predicted model, not a curated record. The transcript has 2 exons. Gene Ontology annotation, cellular component: nucleus. NCBI's taxonomy places the organism in Eukaryota, Fungi, Ascomycota, Sordariomycetes, Hypocreales, Nectriaceae.